Salvia miltiorrhiza (redroot sage) is the source of this 1224-nucleotide messenger RNA. RefSeq lists its product as uncharacterized. Bases 247 to 948 code for a protein of 233 amino acids. The record is from RefSeq and is a predicted model, not a curated record. The transcript is spliced from 10 exons. Lineage: Eukaryota; Viridiplantae; Streptophyta; Magnoliopsida; Lamiales; Lamiaceae.
AACCCCGAAAUUUUAAAAAAAUAAUUUUCUCAAAUAUCAAGACUCAGUUAUUAAUUUUUUAUUUUUUAUUUUUUGAAAUUUUCCCCUCACUAUCGCCUUCAAUUGGGUUCUUGAUCCUCAUUCCCCACCAAGGUAGUGUUGUCUGUGUAUAUUCGAGUGCCCUUCAUUUUAGACACUUUUUACAUUUUUUUUCUUCUUAUUCUCUUUUCCAGUUUCUUUUUGUUUUCCUCCUUUUAAUCUGAAAAUAUGAAUCCGAACUGGGAGCUGACGAAUUGCUGUCAGCAUGAACAAGUCCGUUUUCUAGCAACCAUUGGUAUCUUCACCGUUGUUAUCCUUGCUUUAUGGAGGACAUUUUUGCUGACACCUUUCAAGCUCAUCACUGUAUUUCUUCAUGAAGCAAGCCACGCAAUUGCGUGCAAGCUUACAUGUGGUGAGGUUGAGGGCAUUCAAGUUCAUGCUAAUGAAGGUGGCAUGACUCAAACACGUGGUGGUGUAUAUUGGUUGAUCUUACCGGCUGGAUACCUUGGUUCAUCGUUUUGGGGUAUGGCUCUCAUACUUGCUUCGACAAACCUUCUCACCUCAAGAAUUGCUGCUGGUUGUCUUAUCCUUUCCCUUCUUAUUGUGCUCUUCAUUGCAAAAAAUUGGACUCUACGAGGGCUUUGUAUUGGAUUUAUUGUUUUUCUUGCUGUCGUAUGGGUUCUUCAAGAAACAACCAAAGUUCGUAUCCUUCACUACAUAAUUCUCUUCAUUGGUGUUAUGAAUAGUCUGUUUUCCAUCUACGAUAUAUACGAUGAUUUGAUAUCUCGAAGGGUUCACUCAAGUGAUGCUGAGAAAUUUGCAGAACUUUGCCCAUGUUGUACAGGAGUUGGUUGGGGAGUUAUCUGGGGAAUGAUAUCCUUAUUGUUUCUCUCUGCAUCGAUAUAUCUUGGACUCGUCAUUUUGUCCUGAGGGUUGAAAUAGUGGAGUUGGCCAAUUGAGGAGUUGCUACAACAUCAUCUAUAACUCCACAACCACAACAAUCAAAUUCAUUUUUUGGCUGCAGGAUCAACAACACUACUACCCUUAUGGGGCACAUUGUUUUGAUCCUCAAGCUUUGCAUUCUAACAAAAUUGAAUUAUUUUGGUUCCAAUUUAGCCAACAGUUAGAUUUUCAGGAAACUGCCGUCUUCCAGAUUGUAUUAUUCAAAACUUACAUAUGAUUCAAUGCCAAAAGUGGUUUCACUAA